Trichoderma atroviride IMI 206040 is the source of this 632-nucleotide messenger RNA. Lineage: Eukaryota; Fungi; Ascomycota; Sordariomycetes; Hypocreales; Hypocreaceae. The record is from RefSeq and is a predicted model, not a curated record.
UCUCACUGCAUUAGUCAACUGCCUGACUACUCAAAACGAAAAUGGCUCCUGCAAGCAAAGCCAAUUAUAAAACCUACGAGGCCCAAGCCCGUAUGGUGCGAGCCAUUGUUGCCGCUCAUCCAGAUGUCAAGUGGAAUUACAAAGAAAUCGUCGCUUGCUAUGGAUCCGACAUGACUGAGCACGCGCUGAACCAUCGAUUCCGCCGCCUCAAAGCGCAAGUGGUCAUCGUUCGCGAAGGCCGCGGCAAGGGGCUUGACCCAAAGAAUAUCUGUGCAGACGGGGAUCUUCCGGCCACCAUAGACGCCGUGGAUACGAAGAAUAUUGCCAAGUACUUUGGCCAGUCCACCGCAGACGGCAUUCAGUUUCAGUUUCGUGGCAUCAAGAAAGACGCCGAUGUCCUUCGUAAAGUCGAGGGCGAAGGAGGCGAUGUUGCCAACUGCCUCAACCUGGGCUCAGGCGGCCCCAGCGUCACUUCGACUCCAUCUAAGCCAACUCCUGCUCGCAGCACGGGAAGCCGUACCGGCACUGGCACGGGUCGCAAGCGAGCUCGCAAGAUGGACGUGCUCGACAUCAUCAAACGAUCUUCAUCCGACGAAGAAGAUGACGACGUUGAGGACUGGAGCGGACAUGAG